Molecule: messenger RNA, 1188 nt
Organism: Opisthocomus hoazin
Lineage: Eukaryota; Metazoa; Chordata; Aves; Opisthocomiformes; Opisthocomidae
Gene: TACR2
Product: tachykinin receptor 2
Biological process (GO): G protein-coupled receptor signaling pathway; positive regulation of flagellated sperm motility
Cellular component (GO): sperm midpiece; plasma membrane
Molecular function (GO): substance K receptor activity
Source: RefSeq, a predicted model, not a curated record
AUGCCAGAAGAUUUUAUUUUACACUUAGACGAAGAAAAAACCAUGAGCACAUUUUCGUUUUUAAAUGCUAGCAACAUUUCGCAGGCUGACUCCCUCGAGGACAGCGGCAAUUGGACGGGGGUAACCCAGUUUACCCAGCCAGGAUGGCAAAUUGCUUUGUGGGCUGUCACCUAUUCCUUCAUCGUUAUCACAUCCAUCGCUGGCAACAUCACCAUCAUCUGGAUUAUUCUUGCACACAGGAGAAUGAGGACUGCUACCAAUUACUUCAUCGUUAAUUUGGCUCUUUCGGAUUUGCUGAUGUCCGCUUUCAAUACCAUCUUCAAUUUUAUUUACGCUAGUCACAACGUCUGGUACUUUGGCGAGGAAUUCUGCAGGUUUCAGAACUGGUUCCCCAUCACCGCAAUGUUUGUGAGCAUUUACUCCAUGACAGCCGUGGCUGCAGAAAGGUACGUGGCAAUAAUACAUCCCUUCAGGCCCAGGCUCUCUGCUGGAAACACAAGAGUCAUCAUAGGGGUCAUCUGGCUGGUGGCAUUUGGGCUGGCCUUCCCACAGUGCUUCUAUGCCGAGAUCAUGACAGACAAUGGAACGACGAAAUGCAUCGUCGUCUGGCCCGAUGACGUCGGAUCCAAGCACCAGCUCACGUACCACAUCGCAGUGAUCGUGUUGAUUUAUUUACUGCCUUUAAUGGUGAUGUUUGUCACAUACAGCAUUAUAGGAAUUACUCUGUGGAGCAGUGCGGUUCCAGGCAACCACCUUAACAGAGUCCGCUACGAACACCAAGUUAAUGCCAAAAAAAAGUUUGUGAAGACCAUGGUGGUAGUUGUGAUCAUUUUUGCUGUCUGCUGGCUGCCCUAUCACAUAUACUUCAUACUGGGGAGCUUCAAGGAAGACAUCUACCAGCAGAAGUACAUUCAGCAGGUUUAUCUUGCAAUCUUUCUGCUUGCCAUGAGUUCAACGAUGUACAACCCCAUCAUAUACUGCUGUCUUAACCAAAGGUUUCGUUCUGGCUUCAAACUAGCCUUCCGGUGGUGCCCAUGCAUACAAGCAACUGAGAAAGACAAACUUAAACUUACAUCCCCAUCUCUUUACCAGACAACCCACAGGAAGUCAAGAACGAGUUUCAACACAGAAAGUCAACUGAAUGAGAAAGAGAAGACAUCAUUUACCCUCACCCAGCUAACGCUUUAA